GGUUUUUCAAUUCCAUCUUUCAAUUCAAAAUUGGUUUUCUCUCCCUAAAAACCAAACACAACAACAAAGACAGCUUUUGGUUUUGUUGCUUCACUGAGAGAGAGAGAGAGGAUGUCCUGAGAGGACCGCUUUAUCUGAAAUAAAGAUUUUGCUUCGCAGAAAGUCAUCUUGGGAGAGAGAAAGAGGUGUAAUAGAAAAAAAAAAAAAAAAAAAAAGAGUUGUCUUUUGUUUGUUUCUAACUUUGCAUUCAAUUCAACUCUCUCUCUCUCUCUCUAGUUACUUGCUACAAGCUAUUCGACUAUAACCGACUCUAUCUUUUUCCGUGGAAGAACAAAAUGAUCUCAAGUGGGAGAAGACACACAAGGCGGUUUCGCCAUUCAUGAGGGUUACCAGAAGAGACCAAAACAACAACAAAGCUUUUAGAUUCUUCUCUUCUGGUCAUGGCUUCCAAGGCCACCAACCCAACACCAACUACUCAAUUGGAACCACUCCCACCACCACAACACCGUCAUCCUCAUCAUCAUCAUCAGAUACAUGACCAUCAUAUUUCUUUCGGAAUGAUGCAAUCUUCUUCUUCAUCUUCCUCUAUCCCCGGAAACUAUGUUCUCAGAAGCAAGGACUCUGGAGCUUAUGACUUGGGGGAAUUGGAUCAAGCCUUUUUCCUCUACCUUGAUGGACAAGCAGACCCCUCUAGUGUUCAAGAUCAAAGACAGAACUCGUCAUCAGGAAUGAGGCCUCCAACUCUCAACAUUUUCCCGUCCAAGCCUAUGCACGUAGAGCCAUCAUCAUCCAAGUCCAAGGCUAACGUGGAGCUAGUUUCUCCGCAAACAAGUGGAUCUAAGAGACCAUCAGAACAGUCUAUGGAGAUGGCCAACCCUCGAAACGAAACUGCUUCUGCCCCUCAACCACCCAAAGCUGUCAAGCGAGAGGGCAAUCGCAAAGGUCCAACGUCAAGUUCUGAACAAGAAGGACCUAAAACACCGGAUCCUAAGACACUGAGAAGACUUGCUCAGAAUAGAGAGGCAGCUAGGAAAAGCAGGCUUAGGAAAAAGGCAUAUGUUCAACAACUAGAGUCGAGUAGGAUUAGGCUUAAUCAGCUGGAACAAGAGCUACAACGUGCUAGAUCUCAAGGCAUGUUCUUAGGUGGAGGUGCACUUAUGGGAGGAGAGCAAGGCCUUCCUGUCGCUAUGAAUACCACUAGCUCGGAGGCUGCAAUGUUUGACGUGGAAUAUGCUAGAUGGCUAGAGGAACACCACCGCAUAGUGUGUGAGCUAAGAGCUGCAGUGCAAGAGCACCUUCCCGAGAACGAGCUUAGAAUGUUUGUGGACAAUUGUUUGGCGCAUCAUGAUCAAGUAAUGAACCUCAAGAGCUUAGUGGCCAAAACAGAUGUGUUCCAUCUUGUUUCUGGCAUGUGGAAGACCCCAGCUGAACGUUGCUUCAUGUGGAUCGGUGGAUUCAGACCAUCUGAACUCAUUAAGAUUAUUCUGAAUCAAAUUGAGCCUCUGACGGAGCAACAAAUAUUGGGUAUAUGUGGGUUGCAACAAUCUACGCAAGAAUCAGAAGAGGCUCUCUCACAAGGGCUUGAUGCUCUCAAUCAAUCUCUCUCAGACACUAUAACAUCAGAUUCUCUGAGUUAUCCUCCCAAUAUGGCUAACUACAUGGGACAGAUGGCCGUGGCCAUGAACAAACUCUCCACGCUUGAAGGUUUCGUGAGACAGGCAGAUAAUCUGAGGCAGCAAACGAUUCACCGUCUGCACCAGAUCCUAACGACCCGUCAAGCAGCAAGGUGUUUUCUGGCCAUAGCGGAGUACUUCCAUCGUCUGAGAGCCCUUAGUUCGUUGUGGUUGGCACGCCCUCGUCCAGAAUAGCAAGUGAUAGUGGUUGCAUGCAUGCAUCCCUAGCUAGCUAUAUAUAUAUAUGUAUGCCCUUAAUUUAUAGAUUCUUAAAUUAUAAAUUAAAUGUUGUCUCUCUUCACUUUGGCACCACCCUCCAUCUCUAUCAGCUGUAUAGAUAGACAGAUAAUUAAUAUAGAAUUAAAUGUUAACAACUGUAGCUAGCUCUCCCUUCCUAUUUCUUUCUUUCUGCAAAUUUUUGAAGGUGUGUAUGGAGCCAUUUUUGUGAAAGAAAGAGAACAUGGAAGGGGGAGGGAGAAUUAAUGGAGGUUGAGUUUAUUAAUAAAGAUAUAAUAUUGAAAGAAA
Cajanus cajan (pigeon pea) is the source of this 2198-nucleotide messenger RNA. RefSeq names its product bZIP transcription factor TGA10. The record is from RefSeq and is a predicted model, not a curated record. Gene Ontology annotation, biological process: DNA-templated transcription; regulation of DNA-templated transcription. Gene Ontology annotation, molecular function: DNA-binding transcription factor activity; sequence-specific DNA binding. Lineage: Eukaryota; Viridiplantae; Streptophyta; Magnoliopsida; Fabales; Fabaceae.